Danio aesculapii is the source of this 4376-nucleotide messenger RNA. RefSeq names its product UDP-GlcNAc:betaGal beta-1,3-N-acetylglucosaminyltransferase 2a (gene b3gnt2a). Gene Ontology annotation, molecular function: hexosyltransferase activity. Bases 720 to 2096 code for a protein of 458 amino acids. The transcript has 2 exons. The record is from RefSeq and is a predicted model, not a curated record. Gene Ontology annotation, cellular component: membrane. Lineage: Eukaryota; Metazoa; Chordata; Actinopteri; Cypriniformes; Danionidae.
UCAUAGUUUGUGCACAUUCUUUCUUAUCGGAUAAAAAGUUUAUACUACUUAUUUGUGCUCUUCAUUCUUUAUGUGCAUUUUCAAAGUUUAUGUGGAUAUUGGUGUUUGCAUCCAGGGUUUGUUUUAUGCGAUAUUCCAAAAUCUGCAUUAAAAAUUGGUGGAUGGAAACGCAGCUGUAGGUUAACUAGGUCAUUGGACAACAGUGAUUUGUUCUGUAGCCAAUCGAAAUAUUAAUUAAUAUUGACCUUAGCUGUUUUUAAAAUGAGAAAAUAAGUGUAUUUAUACCAAACUAAAAGAAAUGAGACGAGAACAAUUUAAUAGAAAAUACUAUGAAAACACAUGUGGCUCUGUUAAACAUCACUUGGGAAACAUUUGAAAAAGAAUAAAAAUUUUGCAGGAUAGCUAAUAAUUUUGUCUUGAACUGUGUAUAAAAUAGCAGAAACCAGUCUAAAUAAAAGCCAGUCGAUUUAAAUAAAACAAACUGUGACUGAUUGACACUCUGAAUGUCAGUCAGAAGCAGUAUAUGGGUGCCUCCUGGUCAAAAUAACCUGCAUUGUGGCCAGCGGUAGAGUCUGACGCUGCAUAUCUGUAAUUGGUGUCAUGAGGAGCACAUGAUCAUGUGUGUCAAUGAAUGGUGAAGUGGGAAACUGAGCUAGAAAGGACACAGACAGGUUGGAUAACUGGACGGUGAUCGCGUUCGGUAUGAAACAUUGGCUGACAUGCAGCAGGUUCAUCCUUUACUGUUCAGGUACAGCCACAGGAAGCCGAAACCUGGACGCUUCACACCGGACUCAGUCAUGGAUCUCACACUAGACAUUCCCUGCAGAUGUCCUCGCUGUGGAAAGGGCUUCUUCAAGAUGAGCAACAACUGGAACUCCACCAAGCUGCUUGGGGUGCUGAUGUUAGCUAACUUCCUUAUCUACAUUGCGGUGGAAGUGUCCCGAAGCCACAACCAUGACCGAAGUGCCUUCAAGAAACAUAAAAUGAUACCUAAGGAGUUCUGGAAAAAAACGAAAGUCAGUACGGCAUUCUGGAAUCGAGAGCAGGAGCGUCUUGAUGACAUCUACUAUCUCCCUCUUGUGAACGCCAGUGAGCUGCCUCCUCAUUUUCGGGGAAUCCCACGUUGGCUGAAUCAUUCAUGCAAACAUGAUGUUAAUGUGACGGCACAGAUUGAGGACUUCAAAUCUCUUCCACAGCGAUUCCAAGACUUCCUGAUGUACAUGGGAUGUAGAUCGUACCCCUUGAUAACACGUGCACCAAAGGUGUGUUCUAAACCACCUUACCUUUUGCUUGCGAUAAAGUCUCUUGCGCCACAUUUCGACCGCCGACAGGCCAUUCGGGAAUCAUGGGGGCGAGCUGGAAUCCUUGAUGGACAGCGCAUUGCUACAGUAUUCCUGCUUGGUAACACGGCUGCAACGGAUCACUUCCCGGACUUAUCCAACAUGGUCAAACAUGAAGCGGAGACUUACGGCGACGUCCUGCUAUGGGAUUACCGGGACUCGUUCUUCAACCUCACAUUAAAAGAAGUCCUCUUUCUGGAGUGGUUUGGUUCGCAUUGUGCAUCUGCGCAGUAUGUCUUCAAAGGUGAUGAUGAUGUUUUUGUCAAUACACGCCAUAUGUUGGCUUACCUUGCCAAUUUUUCAAUAUCCAGCACACAGGAUCUAUUUAUCGGCGAUGUGAUUACUAAUGCCGGACCUCACCGGUCCAGACAACUCAAGUAUUACAUCCCAGAAAGUGUGUUUACUGGAGGUUACCCUCCGUAUGCAGGUGGCGGAGGAUAUUUGUAUUCAGGUAGUGUUGGAUUGAGGCUGAGAAAGAUCUCCCGCCUGGUCACAUUGUACCCGAUUGAUGAUGUGUACACGGGGAUGUGUCUGCAGAGGUUGGGACUGGUUCCGGAGAAGCACUCUGGCUUUAAGACGUUUGACAUUGAGGAGAAGCACCGAGAAAAUCCUUGUGCUUACAAAAAUUUGAUUCUGGUCCAUCCCAGGAGUCCACAGGACAUGAUAAAGAUCUGGUCUUGGAUAAAUGACCCUAACGCAGUCUGUCAGAUCACAUCAACACCCAAGACUAAAAAAACAAAAUACACCCCAUUAUAAUCAGUGAAAAUUACGAUGCUGGAUGCGACGUUCUAAGACACUUGGCUUAUCUCAAGUCACAUACUUAUGCACUAUACUAUGUCAUUUUGUAAUGCAGUCUAUGUAGUGCAUUCACACUGAAAAAACUCAAAUAGAAUAAAUGCACUUUAAUUUGCCGGAUGAUGUGCAUUAGAUUUUGAUGUCCAAAGUUUUAUUAUGGAGAUGUUUAUGCCACCCCUGAUGGUGAAUGCACUCAAUGUCAACUGAGUAAACUAAGUAAUGCUCCAUUUGGCACUUAACUCAUUAACCCAUGACACUAAACUCAAAUGUUUAGCUUGUCAUUUGGAACGCAACUACAGACAGUAAACUGCUAAACAAUUUUCAUUGAAGACUUCUUUUUAGCAUUUUGACAUCAGUAUUUAGACAGGGAUGGGGGAGGGGAAUUCAGGAAAAUUCUGCGAGCCGGGACUCGAACUUGGGACACCCGAAGCACAAUGGCGCUAAAUGUCGCAACAUUGCCCACCAGGCUAUAAGCACUGACAACUGAUAACCAGUUUUAUUGCUAAUGUACACCACAUGCUUGUGCAAUUUGAUGAGCUCAAAAGUUUGCGUGAUCUGUCUAUCUACGCUAAAAUAUCCCUAAAUUAGCAGUGUUUUUAUUUGAUAUUUUUCCCCAUUCAUUUGUAGGAUUAUGGGACUUUGAUCUUGCUUUCAACAAACCUUAAGUUUUCAAAAGUUCAAAAAACUUUUGACUUUUGUUAACAUGUUUAAUAGUUUAAAGUACUAUAUUUUCUGCGUUGUUGUUGUAUAUUAAGCUUCAGAAACCUUGUAAUAAACUGCCAGUGCAUUUUCUGUUAUUUCACAGACUUAUUUCUCUAUAUAUGAUUUCUUAUAUAUUUUAUUAUUACUUAAUACUACUAAAAUGUCAAUAAAAGUCUCUUUGUUAAACUGUAGAGCUGAAGUUUUAACAUUAAAAGUGGACAAAGCAGAGCUCAACAUCCCAUAAUGCAAAUCACAACCGUAAAUAAACCCAAAACACAAAAUACGGAAACUGGUAACAGAUAUUUUUUACAGUGUAGCUUCCAUAAUGUGAUGUUUAACUAAAAUGUAAGGCUUUAAAGAUUUCCUAUUAUGCUUUUAUACUCUCUUUAAUGUUAAAUAUUGCUGUUUGAUUGAGAAAAAGUUCUGACAAAUUUCAAAGCUCAAAAACAAAAGGAGCAAAUAGUGUACUAAGCAUAUUUCUCAAAGACAUGAAAGAGGUGGAUUUAUGCAUCCGUAUUCUACAUGUCUGUUUUUUUCUCAGAAAACUGUAUAUAUGGGGCAACGCAGUGGCGCAGUAGGUAAUACUGUUGCCUCACAGCAAGAAGGUCACUGGUUCAAGCCUCGGCUGGGUCAGUUGCUGUUUCUGUGUGGAGUUUGGGUAGAAUUGGGUGGGCUAAAUUGUCCGUAAUGUGUGUGUGUGUGUGUGUGUGUGUGAAUAAGUGUGUAUGUGUUUCCCAGUGAUGGGUUGCAGCUGGAAGGGCAUCCUCUGCGUAAAACAAAUGCUGGAUAAGUUGGCGGUUCAUAAAUCGCAUGCAGAAGUUUUGUUUGUUGUUAUUCAGAGCAUCUAAGACAAGAGCUGUAAAGGCCCCGCCUUUUUCUGGAAAGGGGGUGGGGAGAAGCAGCACCUCAUUUGCAUUUAAAGAAACACAUGAAAAUUGGCAUUUACAGCAUGGUACAAUGUAAAAAGUAUCUGCUACUUAGCAAUGAUUCACAGUGUUUUCCAUUUAUUUAUGUUGUAAAUUGCAUUAUAAGAUGUUGAGCUCUGCUGUGUCAAUUUUUGAUGUUGAAAAUUCAACUCUACAGUUUAACAAAGUGACUUUUAUUGACAUUUUAGUAGUUUGAAAUACUGUAAUGGAUAAGAAAUGAUAUAUAGGGAGAAAUAAGUCUGUAAAAUAACAUUGAAAUAAUACUGGCAGUUCAUUACAAGGGUUGUGUAGCGUGCUAUAUAACACCAACCCAGACAAUAUAGCACUUUACACUAUUAGAAAUGCUAAUAAAAGUCAUCCUUUUUAAACUUUUCAAGGUUAGAAGUUGUUGGAAGAAAGAUCAAGCUCCCAUAAUACAACUCAAAAGCAUAAAUAAAUAGGGAAAAAUAAUUUAACUGCAUCUUCUUGCGUAGCCCCGUUUCUAAAUCACGAAAGAUGGAAAACUGCUAAUUUACGGAUAUUUUUUUGCAGUAACAAAUGAUUUAUGUAGUAAAUUGCACUUAAACUGCGUCUUUUUAAAAAGCAUAAUAUGACAUCUUUAAAAAAAAAAGGG